Molecule: messenger RNA, 1703 nt
Organism: Seriola aureovittata
Lineage: Eukaryota; Metazoa; Chordata; Actinopteri; Carangiformes; Carangidae
Gene: ttc9c
Product: tetratricopeptide repeat domain 9C
Exons: 4
Coding region: 571-1272 (233 amino acids)
Molecular function (GO): protein binding
Source: RefSeq, a predicted model, not a curated record
UUAAACGGAUGCAAGAUGUCACCUACUUUUCUGAAAGGUCCAUUCUCAGUGUAUGUGCACUGGAGAUUUUGUCACAAUCAUGCUCAAACUUUCCAUCUUCAGUAGAUCAAUUUGAAAACAGUCUUCCAGUGUCAAACUCUGAACAUACUCCAGUCUGUGAAGCAACAAUAAGCAAAAUACAUUUGUGAGUGUAGGGAGGCUAAAAUUUAAUUUCACUUUGUUUAGUGCGCAUCACCCAAGAGGUUUCUUAACAUGCAAAGUAAAUUUUAGAAAUACUGUCCAAUACUUUAUAACAAGACUUUUUUUUUCCUAAAAGACAAAAGAGACACUAUCAUGAUUUUGAUAAAAUAAUGUGGCGAAAAUAUAUUUAGAUAUUUUUGUGUCUAUGUAACGGUACUUGUAAUUCCUCGGUCGGCCUUGUUGUGGCAGUAACGCUGCGUGUGGCUGAAGUUUUUACCACUUCAUGAGAAAACAAGGAAGUGACCAACAGCAGUAGAAUGGUUGUCAACUGGGAGAACUAUCCGAAUAGUUAGCUCUCGGUUGAUUAUCGUCCCGGUAGUUUGUAAGCUAAUGAGCUCCACAGCAGAAAUGGAGGCUACAGGAAGAGAGGAGAAUCCAAAUGCACAGGGGGCAGCGGCGGCGGCAGCGGCAGAACCAAGCACUUCUGGACACCGACGAACUUACACAAAGCCAGUGUGGUCUUUGCUAGAGGAAGCAGCCCAAAUGAAAACGGAAGGAAACGCUUUCUACAGGGAGAAGAACAUUCGCUCAGCCAUAGGUCGUUAUCACCGCGCUCUGCUUGUCCUCCGAGGCCUCGACUCUGAUGUGAUGACCUCAGUGAAAGGGUUUGGAGCUGAGACACCUGCUCUCACACCUGAACAGGAGGCUUUACUGAGAAACACACAAGUGGACUGCUACAACAACUUAGCUGCCUGUUUGCUGCAGAGACAAAGUGUUGACUACGCUCGUGUGCAGGAGUACAGCCUGCGGGUGCUGAAGUGGCGACCAGGUGAUGUCAAGGCACUGUACAGGGCUGGUGUAGCGACUCUGGAGAUGGGAGAUGCACAGACUGCCAAACAGUACCUCAUCCAGGCCAGCAGAGAGCAGCCUAAUGAUGCUAACGUGAGGAAGCACCUGCAGAGAGCUGAGGAGAAACUGAAUCGUGAGUUACAAAAAGAGAAGGCCAUGUAUCGAGGCAUGUUUUCCACCGGCCCGAAGAACAGCUCCGGAGAGGGGAUUGACCAAACCAACAGGGCUGGUGAGGGAGUCUAGCCUGCACAUUCACUCCACCAAGUAAAGCCUCAACCUGAGAGAGACUGCGUUCAACUGAUCACAGAGCAACUGAAGAAAGAUCACACAUCCUGAAUCACUAAUUUUACUGUUUCUCCUCUAGACGCUUAUGAGGUGAGUUUAGGGGAGUAAGGAUUGUACAGUAUACAGGAAUGUAGUCAGUAUGAAAGUUAAGAUGCCGCUGCUGAAAAUAGAAAGAUGAGGACCGGAACAUUAGUUUCCUAGCAACAUGGAAACAGAGCUGUUUUUUUUUUUUUUUAUCUAAAAGAGCAAGGGUUUGGAUAUUGAACAAAAAGGUGACUCUUCAUGCACUACUACUAAGUUCUGAAAACGCCUCCAUGAUUGCAGUUGUCUGGUCAGUGCUGUGAAUGUUGAUUUUGUGAGUUUUCAAGUAAAGUAUUUUUUAUAAAUAA